Papaver somniferum (opium poppy) is the source of this 1420-nucleotide messenger RNA. RefSeq lists its product as uncharacterized. The transcript has 4 exons. Lineage: Eukaryota; Viridiplantae; Streptophyta; Magnoliopsida; Ranunculales; Papaveraceae. The coding region runs from base 185 to 1237 and encodes 350 amino acids. The record is from RefSeq and is a predicted model, not a curated record.
UUCUAUUGAAACAGAGUGACUCCAAGGGUGUAUUGCAUCAUCCAAAUUUUUCCAACUUUUAAGCGAACACAAUCCUGAAGAAAUCUGUUUUUUCCACCUGAAAAAAAUAGUCCGGCACCCCUAGCGCACCUGAGCUGCUUCAUCUCUCUCUCUCCCAGUUUCCUCUAGGCAUCUACCUGCUACCAUGUGUCCUAAUAGAGAAUUAGUAGGGGACGCUGGUGACAAUCCAUCUCUCCAGGAAAUAAUGAUGGGAAUCACAAGAUUACUUAAAGUACUCGUUGACUCGCAAGCAAAACAAGCAGAUUCUCUACAUGAAAUUAAGGAGAUAUUAAGAAGUAGUAGUAGUUACAAAAAUGAUGAGGAAAAAAAUCCAUCCCUAUUGUGUCUGAAUCAUCCAGAUGAUUUGGCAGUAAACUCGAACCUGCCAUCAGUAUCAGUGUACGAGGAGGAGAUAAUACGGGUGAUACCUGAUGAUCGUAAAGAACAAUAUCCGCAGCCAUUUGAACAUCGGCAACAACUGCAAUUGAGUGAUUUGUAUGGACAUCAAACUAUCAUAGACCAGGAGCUUCAGUCUGAUGAAGAGGGUAGUCAAGUGGUGAAUGAAUAUGUUUUGGAUGGAUACAAGCAGCUCUUUUGGGCAGCAAUAACUGGUGACUGGGACGAGGCUAGUAAAUUUUUAGAGAAGAAUCCAGAAGCGACUACGAAAGCCAUCACUACUAGUUUACAAACAGCCGUGCAUUUAGCUGUAAGUAAUAUGGUGGAGUUAAUGUUUGUAGAGAAGAUUUUAGAACUCACGCCCCCAGAAGUACUUGAAAUAAAAACAGCAGGUGGGUUAACCGCACUACAUCUUGCUGGCUUAUAUGGAUACGCCAAAGCCGCUGAGUUGAUUGUAAGGAAGAAUCCGAACACAACCCAGAUAUUAAGCGGGGACGAAUGUGAAUUGGUGCCACUUGAAAGUGCUAUUCGAGCAGUCACUGUGGGACAAAAAGAAACAGUCGAGUACCUUUAUUCCGUAACCAGACACGAGCACCCCAGUCCGUUCUCGGGUCAUCGUGGUGCUAGGCUAUUAUAUUCGACAAUUGAUGCUGGUUUCAACAAUAUAGCAUUGUCUAUUGUCCAGCGGUUUCCACGACUGGUUACCCAGAGGACGAGAGAAGAUAACAUAUGCGGAUUGGAAUUGAUGGCAGAAAGGCCAUUUGCAUUUCAGAGUGGAGCGAAGCUUACGUUAUGGAUGUGAACACAAAGAUCUGGUGUCAUCUGAGUAUUCACAAAUAAUGCGCGCAGAUUCAUGACAAUACAGUAAAUAAGCUGCGUCUGAGGGGAAUGGAUAGGUUAUGUCGAAUCCUUGACUCAGAGUUUUAAUACUCUUCCUCGUCUCAUCAACUACAAUCAUUGUUCUUGGCUCAUACAAUAAGAUAAA